Messenger RNA from Ceratina calcarata, 2708 nucleotides. Its product is annotated as FMRFamide-related peptides. The coding region runs from base 1530 to 2102 and encodes 190 amino acids. Lineage: Eukaryota; Metazoa; Arthropoda; Insecta; Hymenoptera; Apidae. The record is from RefSeq and is a predicted model, not a curated record. The transcript has 3 exons.
AGCGUCCAAUUUUUUAAUAAACAAUUGAUUUUCAUCAUCGUUCCAAGGUCCGGAGAAACCUAUCCAUUUUCCCGUUUCGUCGGCUCAACACCGGAUUAUAUGUAUUCUCUCAGGGAUGUCAGUUCAGCUUUGCCGCGAGCACAAUAGUCGUUGGACAGCGAAGAGACAGACGUAUUUCAAGAUAAGACGAGGUACAUUGUCCAGUAGCACAUUUACGUGGGCAGAAAAGAAGACGAGGGCGAUCGCGACCAAGAUAAGACGACGGAACGUACGAGCGUGCUCGAACGUAACUUUUAAUUUCUGAAUUAAAUCUAUCGGUCGAGGAGGAUCGCGUCGAAGCAAGAUGACCCAGAUUCCCUACGGAAAGCGAGUCCCUCGGCUCUACCUGUUGCACUCCGUCCCCCGACGAACACCCUUCGUACGAACACCUGAAAUCGUCUGUUUCCGACUCCCAGUUCCAAUGAUUAAUGACAAAUUACCAUUCAUUCCCGCGUAAGAAACGCGCAUCGGGUAUCUCUCGCGAAGGAUUACGCGUUCGUAUGAAUUAAUCUCAACAAGACGGAUCUCCCGUCGGUGAUCCUCAGCCAAGACGUCACGUCACAACGUGAGAUCCAGCGAAAUGAAACAAAUGAUGAAAUGAAAAUAAUCCUGACGCUUGAAUAUUCAUAGAGAUCCACGUCUCCAUUUAAACUCGCGAUUCACGUACCAAUUCACGACUCUCGAUUAAAUACACACAUCAAUUCAUUCGAAUCUCUUCUAAAGUGUCCGAACGUAACGUGUCGAUCAAUUCCUACGUCGACCUCUCGUGUAAUCCAAGUUUUAUUAAGAAACUCUGCUGCGUCUCGUUAAUGAUCGACUCGUACUACUGAAAUGUCGCGAUUCUUUUGUACAACGUCAAUUUUAUUAAGAAAAUCUGCUGCGUUUCGUUAAAAGUCGAACGAUAACACUGGACACGAUCUAUCCAAAGUGCAAUCGAAAUCCCACGUCGACAUCUUUGCACGAUACGAAUUGUAUUAAAAGAGUCUGCGACGUUUCGCUAAUGGUCGACUCGUACUACUCACAGUCCUUGGAGGAACGAUCGAACGAGAUCUUCAGAUUCUGUUCACGAUCGAACGAUCGUCGUCGACGAUUCCGAUGACAAGGGAGCCCGAGAGGCGGUACGACGAUUUUUUCGGCGAUCGGUUUCUCAAGGAUCUCGCGUGGACGAUCAUUAUUCGCGAGAAGUCAUAAAUAAUAAAGGGGAUUACGUAGGUCGGUAGCCGACGGUAAUUGAAUGAAAAUAAUGUAGAGGUAUCGUGUUGUACGGCUCAGCCAAUCGUGACCCAGGUGAGUCUGUGGCACCCUCGGCGCAUCCCCCGUAGUCUACCUAUAUAAAGGGUGUCAUCUCUGACCCGGGACACUCGUGCCAUCAGCAACAGGCCGCAACCGUCGCGUGUCUCUCUCCUCUUCUACGUUUCCGAUCGUCGUGUGCAGUGCAACCGGAAGUCGGCAACCGACCACUGGAUAAUUCGUCCGGACAUACCUGCGACAUGAGGAGCGCGUUGUACGUGUUACCCCUGGUCUGCAACGUGCUGGUGUCGUCGUCGGUGUUGACCCCUUUGAAGAGCGAGGGUCUCAGGAUCUUCAAGGAUGCGCCCAGCGACUUUGAAUACGUUCUGAAGAGACACGACGCGAACGAUCGGUCCGAGGAUCCAGACUCCAAGGAACGAAGGAGCAACAUGGGCUCGUCGUUCAUCAGAUACGGCCGCAGCGGUCCCGAUGCUCAACGGACCUACGACGAGGACGACGGUAGCACCAAAGUCGACAGAUAUCCCCGUUUCAAGUCACCUGAUAUCGUCAUCAGGUUCGGCAGGUCCGGCUAUAAAAACGGCGAGUUCAAGAGAGGAAGGAACGAUUUAAAUUUCAUCAGAUACGGCAGGAACGUGCCGACGUACCCGGUCGAAAUCGACGUCACGGCCAUGUGCACCGAGUUACUGUCCACCGAGCAAUCCAAGGAUCUGCAUCCCUACGAAGCUAAGCUGUUACGUCUCUGCGACGUUCUCAACAGCGUCGACGAGCACAGGAACAGCUUGGACUUCCUGCAGGACUCGAAGCACGAUUAAAAAAAAAAACUGUAUACCCUGAUCGUGUACCGACGCCUCAAUUACGAUUCGACGUUGUUAUCGGCUGCUCCGUACAUACGUGUAUAUUGUAUAUUGUCUUGUGUCACGCAUUUAUUCCUCUUCUGUAUUCUCGGUUUUCCUUAAGAAUCGUGGAUCAACGGCGAUCCUACUUGAUCGAUUUAUUUCACUGUAUAUAAUCGAGAAAUUCUCAGUUCGCUGACGAGUAACGCUGUUUCUGGCUACUUCAACGUGCAUCCACCUGUGUAUUCAAUGUACAUAUGAAAGUAUAUUAAUCGGUCGGUCAGCUUCGGUGGUAAUAACCGAUUGCCUUGAUUAGGUGAUCAAAGCGAGCGAUCGGAAUCUUUAGUCGAAGCCAAUCGUCCUCGAAGUACAGAAGACUAUAAUUAAUUGCCAGAGAACACGCAAUCUGUUCUGACACUGUAUUUUUUUUUUUUUUGUUAUCGUUCGUUUAAAGGAAUUCACGUUUCUGGUACGAUAAGAACUAGCAUUACGAUAUUACGAAUUGUCUGUAAUCAUUCUUAAACAAAUGUCAAUGUAAAUUUAAUACAUGUAAAUGUAAUUAAAUAAUGAAGAAAAGUAGCUGGA